UUUUUUUAAUCUAUUUAAAGAUGAAGUCAAGCUCUUGUCAUAAGAGUGGCUGUGUUGUGUGUUGAGGAGACAAAUGUCACUGAAGUCUGUUUCAGCUUAGUUUGCGUUUUUCCGUCACUGCAGUCUGAGCAGCGCAUCCACCCCGUAGCAGCGGUCACCUCGUCUCGUUUCAUGAAACCCUGAGACGGUGCUGUGUGGUUGGGUAGCGGUCGCUGAUGUGGGGAUUGUGGGAUGAUGUUGCCAUCUGACGUGUCAUGUACGUAAUAAAUCAUUAAAACGGACAAAAUAUACAAACUAAUUCAUUAAAGCAAUACAGGAAUAAAACAGGGCAGCAAUAAUCAAUGAUAGAAGUGAUCAGAAACACAGACUUUAUAAAGGGUCCCUUUUUAGAUUCACUUUGAUCUUCAUAACAGGGAGACGAAACACUCGUUUGUGUACGAACGCAGUGCCGUUAAUGAAAUGGGGGCGUUUGGCACCGAGUGCCGCGUCAUUUAAACACUCAGCUUCUGUCAAACAAACGGGGCAAAUUUAAUAAUUUGUUUUACUGUUAUUAUUGAAAUGAUCCUACACAAGCUGAGCACCAGGCUCCCAACUGUUCCGCAGAGAAAUCCAUUUAAAAACCCCGUUGUUGUUGGUUUUAAUAUCGCUACUGGUUUAGCUUUAAAACACAUCAGACUAAAUCGUGUAGAAUCGUAACCGCACGGCCUGCUGGCUUUAAUCAAGAAGCUGCAGUGCUUUAACAUGCCUGCAGCAGCUUUAGGCCUCUCAGUCUGUGGGAACACCCUCACCCAGGAGAAGCGCGACACACACACACACACACACACACACACACACACACACACACACAGAAAUCUGCACUGUGGUACUUUAACAGGAUGAGUAAUGCUGAAGGUUCGGCCCAAAUCUGCAGAAACGUUCAGAAGGUUUUUCUCACUCUUCACUGCGGUCAGUGUGGGACACCCCAUGUCCAGUUUUCAUGAACAUGGUAGGUCGGGAUGAGUCAAUGUUAGAUGAAGCCCAACCCUAACCGUAGAUACACCCCACGUUAAAUGGCUUGUUCAGACUUGAAGAAACCAUUCCUGAAAUCUGGCUUCAGGAGUCUUUAUUAUUCUGACCUGCAGUGGUUGUGAUUUAUGACCAGCCUCUGAUGUGUUUGAGUAUCUCUGAAAGGUUUUAGAGAGAACAGAAAACCCACCGACUCCUUUACUAAGCGUUUAAUAAUCGCACUGAACAGAAAUCUAAAUAAUCUUGUGGUUUUGUUCCCGUUUAUCCAGGAGUUUUUCCCCUGGAACUAUGUUACACUGCUAAAGGCAAAUGAGGAGUUUCAGUACCACAUUUAGUGAAAGGCGAUGUUUAUAUUUUUGUUCAGGGUUUUUCCAGGGGGAGGAAUAUAAUUCCUAAUCAGGAGUUUCCCAGAGACGAGUAGAUCAGGUCCAGAGAGCGAUUUGAUGCUGUUUAAAUGAACGUUUCUGCAGGUGUAACUCUCUCUCUCGUGUGUGUGUGUGUGUGUGUAGGUCAGUCAUGCAGUCCUGCAGUUCUGCUCUCUGUAUAGUGAUCUUACUGACCACUACAUCCAUUGCUGGGUCUGUAUCAGCUGAUCCUACAGUGAAGGUGAAGCUUCAUGACUCUGCUACUCUGUCCUGCUCUGAGAGAUGUUCUGGUUUGGUCAGAUGGACCGUGUUUCACAAACCCACUGAUGUUCUGGCUGAGUGUGAUCAGACUUCAUGUAGAUCAGUGAAGGAGGGAUAUCAGAUGAUCUAUGAUCAGUACCUGAAGGGAGAUCUGUCUCUCAUCAUCACUGACGCUGAUUUCAGUAAGAGAGCUCGGUACAUAUCUGACUGUGAUGGUGAAGAUCUCUGUGAUGUGCAGCUUCGGAUUGAGCCCUUGAAAACACCACUUAAGAUGGAGCCUGGUGAAUCUCUGGAGCUGAAGGUGGACAUACCAGAUCCAGUGGAUGUGUUUCAUAAUGGCACAGAUACAGCUGGCCAAUCCAGUGGUCAGAUCUGUACAGUGGACGGACGAUCAUUACAGUGUAAACCUGAAUAUAAACAGAGAGCGUCGCUCAGAGCUGCUCUUGAGCUGAGAGGAGCGACUCCAUCUGACAGUGGGGUUUACACUGUAAUGGACCAAUGGAACGAAGAGGUCAUUCACAUCUACACAGUGACCGUCCGAGGUGCUGGAUCUGAAGCUCAGGAUCAGAUUGAUAAGCCUCGAAGCCACCGCAGCCCUGCAUCUGAUUGCCGGCCGUGUGUGUACACAGAUCAGGGAGCUGCUCUGCCUGGCUGGGUGGUUCCUGUGCUGGUGGUUCUUCUAAUCGCGUGUGCCGUGUUCAUGGGAAUUAUUAUUGGCAGCUCCGAAGAAACCUGAAGUGAGCAAAGAUGCCAACAACGUCCAGAAUGGAGUUAAAAAGGAGAACGGGAUGGUCAAGGUGCAGAAGAGCAGGAGAGUUUGGUGCCCGGCAAUAAUGACCAGAAAGUCUGAGAGAUCGUUACCUACCAAUGUUUCUUUCUUUUCUCUCUCUCUUGCUUUUCCGUUCACGUGGUAUGGAAGAGUGGUUGUUUGUGUAUCCGUCCAGAACUUUCUACUGUUGAUCAGCACUCUCAGCUGAAGUUUAUUUAACUCGCACACUUCACUGUCUCACUCUGUAAACCCCUUUAGAUGCAGAGACGGUGCUCUAGAAGCUUUUACUCUAAACCUUAAGUGCUCUUUGUAAGGUCUUGAUGGGGAAAGUGCCGGUGCGUUUUAGUGAGAGUCUGAACUGAGAGGUCAUUUACUCUCCGUUCCUCUGUACUGGACUGUUACAGUGGACAGACAGUUCUGUGGUCAGGUUAUCAUAAGGAACGGUGUUUAUUCAGUAAGUGGUCGUCUGUUUGUACUUCAGGAGUCUGGAGAACACCCAACUCGCAGUCUGAGACGUUUCUACAGUGCAGCUGAGCUACAAACUCGUUUUUAUCAGGUUUGUAAAACUUUGUUGCCGUGGUAAACACUGAUGGGGGGGGGUCCUGAGACCCUCUGGGUACCUCCUAUCUUGAGCCCUGGUUCUGCAUGUGCAGCUCCAGUGUAGAUGUGGGUUCUGCCUGUGAGUCCCAGGUUCAGUGUUCCUGCCCCGGAGAGCAGCCAAUGUGACUGUGUUGUCCUCCAGGCUGGCUUCACUCUGUGGUCCUCUCACAAUUCAGAGCUGAAAACCGACGUUUACAGCUGGGAUUAUUUAAUCCUGAGUUUUUGAUCAAAUCCAUUCUGUACUGUAUUGUGAUUAAUGCUGCCUUUAUUAGAGACGGAAUGAAAAACAUUCAACAUCGGCUUUUAUUUUUAAAAUCAGCAUUUUUACAAAUGGAUAUUAGUUUUGGAAUGAAGAUUUUGAUAAUUCAGAUAUAUGAGAGCAUCAUUUGAUAGCUCUCUGUACAUUUUUACAACAUGCUCAGGAUUAUUACAGCUGGCUGUGCUUUACUUUCUGCCAAAGCUUUCUCUGUAUGAAACCCCAGUGUUUCGAGUGAAUGUUUGCCCUCUAUGUGAACCCAGUUUGGACCAGGGAGGCAGGAAGAUGUCAGGAUGGAUUCACUGCAGUAGCUUAAACAAUAAUAAAGACAACAAAAGAGCAGAACCUUAAAUUAUUCAAAAUAAUUUAUUUAUUUUUAUUUAAAAUGAACUUAUUUAUUUAGAUUUAUUUAGGUGUCGUCUCUGCAGUCCAGUGGCUGAUGCUGGGUUCUGUUUGAUGUAAAUGAUCCAAAUGUAGAAACACAGUAUUUAGCAGAUGAUGAUGAUGCCUGAAACACCUUCCAGCAUCCCUGACACAACUGUGGGUUAGUUAUGAAAAUCAUAUGAGUCUUGUUAUGUCUGGGUGUAUGUGUGUAUAUAUAUGUUCUGGACCAGUAAGACUGAACCAAGUGCCUUCAGGCUUGUUUCACAUUCACUCCCUCCAUGUGGCCUGAGUGACCAGAGCUCAGACAUGCUGACCAUCCACUCAGUGUUUGAGAGUUUGGACUGACAGUGUUUACCCUCUGCAUCAUGCUGUAAACCACAGUCCAGUUCUGCACUUCUCUGUCCAUUUCAGCUGGAUUCACAGUCCAAGUGGUUCCUAAAACUGGAUGUUUGGUGUUACUGGGCAUUUCUUUACCGGUGUUCUGUUGUUUUGAUCCUGUAAACAGGAUCUACAGAACUGUUCUGCGUCACUCACAGCAUGGAGAGGUGAACGUGAAACAGGCCUCCGCCUUUCUGUAGUCGGUGCACUCAGUGCUGUAACCUGAGCCAAACUGCGUUUACAUGCACAGAAAAUGUACCAUGUUAAAUUGUAUUUAAUGAUCAAUAAAAACAUGUCAGUUCA
Molecule: messenger RNA, 4321 nt
Organism: Pygocentrus nattereri (red-bellied piranha)
Lineage: Eukaryota; Metazoa; Chordata; Actinopteri; Characiformes; Serrasalmidae
Exons: 6
Coding region: 1522-2367 (281 amino acids)
Source: RefSeq, a predicted model, not a curated record